UUUCCUUUUGUUUAUUUUAUGUUUAUUUUUAAAAUAAUCGGUUUUCACGCGCAAAUGUUUGUUAAAUACGUACUAUAUUUGCGUUUGCAAGUUACGCAAUUAUAAACAACCUUACACAGCUGUUAUUUAGGUUUUAUUUACACAUUUUUUCUAAAACGUAAACUAGAUUCCUUGUUUGUUAGUCUAGAAAUCCAUCAGGUUUACCACUGAAAGUGGAUGAUAAUGAGUGUGCAGCCUGGACAGAAUACCAUGGAGGAAGCAGGGAGUUCUUCUUCGUUGGACCAGAGCUCUGCCGAGCUGGAGCUGAUGCGUCUCGUGAUAAACUGCAUACGGCAGUCUGUGUUGGUGAGCGGCAAGCCAGGCCCUGCGCUUGCGGCGUCUGUGUGUCGGGUCAUAGCACGGCAGGCGCGGCAACGCUACCAGGCUGUGUACAAGUUGUGGAGCGAUCUGCGAGCGGCGUCGCUGCGUAAACUGCGCGCUCACCUCGCCCGCGGCGACAUAUCGCCGACUCACCAGCGACUGUCCACGCUCGAGUGGGCCGUUGUGGAUCUUUUGCUACUCUACGACUCGUCGCUCUAUGUGGCGAAUUUCUUCCACCCUGCCCAGCUGGCGGCGCUGGAUCGCACCUUCUCUCUGGUCCAAGCGCUACACCUGGAGCCGGAGUACGGGCGGGAAGUGUCUCCGGACCAGUGGAGGCAGGCGGCCGACCGCUACUCCAACAAUGGCGUGACGCUGUCGGCGGUGGCGCUGCAGCGGCGCUGGCACGAGAUGAAGCAGCACGCGCGGCAACGCACAUGUGUCCCCGCCACGCCCGUCGUACACCACGCCAUCCUCCACAGGUACCCCCACGUGGCGAAGACCGAGCUGCCGUCAUGGCGGGGCUUGGUGACCGCGGGGAUGGUGGCAGAGCCGACGGCAGUACCGAGCCCUCGAACUGAACCGGCCAUACAAUGCAAACUGAUCCGAGGAAAGACUGAAGCGCUCCAGCGGCUUUUUAGCGUGGCUGCAAGAAAAAAUGCCGGGACCGAUGAUAGGUUAGGCAAAAAAGACGGCGUACAUGACAAAUCCAAAGAUGAACCAAUCACUGCUCCUGAUCGAGUACUUGUUAGUUCUAACAAUAAAAAUAAAGAAAAACCUCACUGUUAUAAUACAGACAAUAUCCAGCCAAGCAACAAAAUAUGUAGAAAAGAAAUCGACAAUACAGAUAUAAAAGUAAAACCAGAGAUAAUUGAAAUAGACGACGACGAUACUCCAAGCCCCAAAGCAGAUGUUGUAGAAGCGAUGCAAGAUAUAGACUUGAAUAAUGUCGAUGCAAUGAUUGUCUAUGAAAGCGACGAGGACGUUACUACUAUAUUUGAUGUUCAAAUGGGCAAUGCUGAUAAACAUGCAGACAUCGAUAGAAAUGAAGAAAACCGUGAAAAUGUUAGAAAUCAUAAUAAAAUAACAGAACAAUCAAAAUACAAAAUACAUACAAGUUGUAUAAUUGAAAGGGAUAUAGACUGUGGCAAUGACAUGCCAUUUAAACAAAAUGGAGAUGAUUCUUUAAAAACAGCUGAGGCUAAUGACAAUAACAAUAAACAUAUAGACGAGUCUGGAGAAAACUCGUUGAAUAUAGUAAUAUCAAAAGUUUGGAGUGAAAGAGAUGUGCAAAAAGACAAUUUGAAUAAUAAUGCAGAGACUUUUAGAAAUGGCAACAGUGAUAGUGAUUGUGAUAGCGACGCUAUAAGUGUUGGAAAUGACGUCGACUAUUAUUCAUACUACCAGCAAGUACUAGCGAAAUAUUUGAUUAUUUCGGACUCAUUAGAUCUCAAACUGGUGAAGCGUCCAGUAGUCUCAUUGCAAAGACUCGACUUAAAAUUCACCAACAAAUCACCACCUGGUCAAAAACCUCAAAAAACCAUAAGGCCUUCCUCCAAAUUGUUAUAUGGAAAAAACAAAGAACUUUUAAAACAGUGCAAGGCUUGCGAGGUGUCUUUGACGAGGGUGGAUAGAAAGGAAAGGAAGACGAGAAAGGUGAAGUUACCGGAUAUAGAGAAAGUGCGGAAAGAUAACAGAGGUAUACUGACAGCGGAGGUGGCGCCUCUAGUGGCAGAACCAUCGAAUGUUAUUCGACAGUAUGGUCCUGCUAGAACCAGGCGACUCCUAGAUACGACCGACAACGACCAAUCUGUGUUACCAAAAAAACCAGUCCUUGGCUCAUCAGAAUCAUCCAUUUUAAAGAACACAGAGGAAACUCAUGCCCUGUCGAGUACUUGUUGUCAGAAUUCUUUAAUCGACCAGCAGCUCCAGCAAAAUGUAUUAAUAAAUCAUUUUAAGUCCAACUUGCGACUUCGAGAUAGGAAUUUGUUUCAAGAAUGUCAAAAUAAUUUGCAGAAAGCUGGACAAGUACAGAAUUUCAAUGUUGCUUUCGAUUCCAUAUCGAAUCUGAUGCUAGAAAUGUCAGAUAACGGGUUACACGCUUCGAAUGUACAGAAUUUACACACGGGCCCGGAAUCACAAUAUGUAUCAACAAACAAUAUGUCUACCAAAGAUACGGAGAAUACACAAAAUUGGUCUGAAAACAUGUCUGACACGUGCCGAGUUUCAACAGUCACGCCGAUACCAAAACCCUUGACGAUGUUAACACCCAUAUCGGCACCAGUACCGAAAUAUUCAGUGUCGAUACCACCGCCACCGAUAAAGGUUUGGGUAACUUUACCUGUACCCACGCCGAAACUACCAGUGCUGAUACCGAAUCCGCCGAUCAGGAUACCCAAACCUGGAUCCACGCCGAUACCAACGGUGCCGCUACCAAUCCCGCCGGUUAAGUUACCCAAACCUGUACCCACGCCGAAACUACCAGUGCUGAUAACAAAUCCACCGAUCAGGUUACCCAAACCUGGAUUCAUGCCGAGACCAACGGUGCCGCUACCAAUCCCGCCGGUUAAGUUACCCCAACUAGAACUUACACCGAAACAUUCAGUGCCGAUACCAAACCUGCCGACGUUAACACCCAAACUGGAACCCACUCCGGAAGACCAGCCGGUCACCUUAACACCUAAACCUGAACCCGCGGCGGAACCUUUCGCGCCGAAACCUGACCCGCCGUCAAUCUUACAACCCAAACUUGAACCCGCCUUGGAUCCUUCCGCGCCGAUACCAACCUCGCCGACAAUGUUAACACCCAAAUCUGAACCAUCGUCGGAACCUUCUGCAUCGGCAAGCAAUUCAACCGAUGUGGACCAAAUCUGUACAAUAUAUAGCGAUAAUUACUCCCCUAUAUCUCCAGUGGACGUAAAUGAGUUUAAUCCAUUAAAAUUCACGCCUAUACUACAAACUGCAACGCUUUUAAAUCCAACGUUAAACUCUGCCUUAGAUCCCUCUAGACAUUCUGAAUCAUCUAUAACUCAAGCAUCUUUAACACAAUCGGCGCCGAUACCAGAUACACCAAUAACAUCGUCCGAAGUUACCUUAAACCCAUCUCCUAAAUCAUACGUAAAAAAAUCCACGAAAAAACCGUGUAAGACAAAACAGAUAAAACCGUAUAUUUUAGAAUUCGCACUAAAACGAUCCGGGGACCAAGUGAUAUUGAAACCGCUGUCCGCAAAAAAAGCGCCGACCAAAAACACAAAGACGCCGACUUCACCUUUCGCGCCGUCUUUAGCAGCUUUCACGUCGUCAGUAGAACGGCUGAAGAGGAAGGGAGAAACAGUGCGAGAGAGAGGACAGUGGCGGAUGGAACACGACUCGCUCGACCAAUCAGAGUUUGACAUGGACAUGACCUUUGCGGAGGCUUACUACCAUUUGUAUAGAGAAGACACGUCGUUUGAGAGAUCCGUACCGUUGUUAAAUUUGUUAUAGCGUCUCUAUUUAUUACAAGCUUUUAUUUAACUUGCAAU
Molecule: messenger RNA, 3878 nt
Organism: Cydia splendana
Lineage: Eukaryota; Metazoa; Arthropoda; Insecta; Lepidoptera; Tortricidae
Exons: 11
Coding region: 217-3840 (1207 amino acids)
Source: RefSeq, a predicted model, not a curated record